ACAGAGGGGCCGGGUGGGGUCCCAGCUGCCCGGCGGCCGGCCUGCGGGGCCUGGAGCCGGCAGGGAGGGAGGCGCGGUGCGGACUCGUGCUCCUGGCGAGGGUCCGGGAGUGUCGGGCGGAGGAGUUGGGAACCCUGGCGCUCCCGGAUCCUGGAAGGCGGGGUGGUGGGCAGUGGUGGUGCUGGCUGCGCUCCCCUCCCUGGGCGCAGGUGGGGAGACCCCCGAAGCCCCUCCAGAGUCAUGGACGCAGCUUUGGUUCUUCCGUUUUUUGGUGAAUGCUGCUGGCUACGCCAGCUUUAUGGUUCCCGGCUACCUGAUGGUGCAGUACUUCAGGCGGAAGAACUACCUGGAGACAGGCAGGGGUCUCUGCUUCCCCCUGGUGAAAACUUGUGUGUUUGGCAACGAGCCCAAGGCCUCUGACGAGGUUCCUCUGGCUUCACGGUCGGAGCCGGCAGAGACCACUCCCACUUGGCAGGCCCUGAAGCUGCUCUUCUGUGGUGCGGGGCUGCAGGUGUCCUAUCUGACUUGGGGAGUGCUGCAGGAGAGAGUGAUGACCCGCAGCUAUGGGGCUACCGCCACAUCCCCGGGCGAGCGCUUCACGGACUCCCAGUUCCUGGUGCUAAUGAACCGCGUGCUGGCGCUGGUCGUCGCCGGCAUCUACUGCACCCUCUGCAAGCAGCCCCGCCACGGGGCCCCCAUGUACCGCUACUCCUUUGCCAGCCUGUCCAAUGUGCUUAGCAGCUGGUGUCAGUACGAAGCUCUCAAGUUCGUCAGCUUCCCCACCCAGGUGCUGGCCAAGGCCUCCAAGGUGAUCCCGGUCAUGCUGAUGGGCAAGUUGGUGUCUCGGCGCAGCUAUGAACACUGGGAAUACCUGACAGCCGGCCUCAUCUCCAUCGGGGUCAGCAUGUUUCUGCUGUCCAGCGGACCGGAGCCUCGCAGCUCCCCGGCCACCACGCUGUCAGGCCUCAUCCUGCUGGCAGGCUACAUCGCCUUCGACAGCUUCACCUCUAACUGGCAGGAUGCCCUGUUUGCCUAUAAGAUGUCUUCGGUGCAGAUGAUGUUCGGGGUCAACUUCUUCUCCUGCCUCUUCACGGUGGGCUCCCUGCUGGAGCAGGGGGCCCUCCUGGAGGGAACCCGCUUCAUGGGGCGACACAGUGAAUUUGCUGCACAUGCCCUGCUGCUGUCGGUCUGCUCCGCGUGCGGCCAGCUUUUCAUUUUCUACACCAUCGGGCAGUUUGGGGCCGCCAUCUUCACCAUCAUCAUGACCCUCCGCCAGGCCUUCGCCAUCCUCCUCUCCUGCCUUCUUUAUGGCCACGCUGUCACUGUGGUGGGGGGUCUGGGGGUGGCUGUGGUCUUUGCUGCCCUCCUGCUCAGAGUCUAUGCCCGGGGCCGCCUAAAGCAACGGGGCAAGAAGGCUGUGCCUGUCGAGUCUCCGGUGCAGAAAGUCUGAGGGGCCUGAGGGGUGGAGUGGAAGACCCUCACCACGCCAAUUUCCCUCUCCUACUUAACUUCUGAGGCGGCUGGCUCAGGGGAAGAAUGCAGGUUUUUUCCUCAGUAUCACCAACCAGCUCCCCAAGUUGGAGUUGAGUCCAAGAGGCAGCCUUCCCCUUUGCCUUAAGUCACCCGUUCUCUAGUAGGGAUUCUUCUGAGGACUGGCCUCAGUGUGGAGGGGAGCCGAGAAGGCAGAAGCACCUUCCGAAGCCCCCACCCCCUCCAGUUUCUGGACGUCUUGCCCUGUGGGCUCCACCAACAUCUCACCCUGUGCUUGUCCCCUACCCUGAGUAGCCCACCCUUGCGGACGCCCUCCCAGAGACCUACAGUUCUUACUCUGGCGAGAAAAGCACAAGUGUUGUAGGCUCCAAGUGCUGCUUUCCCAGGAGUCCAUGAAAGAUGGUGCUGUGCUGGAGGGGGAUGGGAGAGCCCUGCCCAGUGACACCACCUUCUCCGCUCCUGGAUCCCUAGGCUCUGCUCCAAGAGGCAGCUGCAGGUUUUGGUACUUUGGAAAUGUAAUUUUGCUCUUAUAAUUUUAUUUUAUUAAAUUAAAUUGCAAUGGGCUUAA
Ailuropoda melanoleuca (giant panda) is the source of this 2059-nucleotide messenger RNA. It is a transcript of the gene SLC35B2, whose product is annotated as solute carrier family 35 member B2. The record is from RefSeq and is a predicted model, not a curated record. Gene Ontology annotation, molecular function: 3'-phosphoadenosine 5'-phosphosulfate transmembrane transporter activity. Bases 299 to 1450 code for a protein of 383 amino acids. Gene Ontology annotation, biological process: 3'-phosphoadenosine 5'-phosphosulfate transport; transmembrane transport. The transcript is spliced from 4 exons. NCBI's taxonomy places the organism in Eukaryota, Metazoa, Chordata, Mammalia, Carnivora, Ursidae. Gene Ontology annotation, cellular component: Golgi membrane; endoplasmic reticulum membrane.